AUGGCCUCCAACAAGAGCCUUCAUUCUUCUACUAAAGGUUUGAAAAUUGCAUUAAUUGGUACAACUGGGACAGGCAAAAGCACUACGGGAAACACCUUGAUUGGUGGAGAAAUGAAUAAAUUGAAAACAUCCGCAAGUCGUUGCUCAUCUACCAAAACCUUCAGUGUCACAGAAAUAGAGAGAUUCGGUACUAAACUUACUGUAGUGGACACUCCAGGGAUUUUAAACACCACAAUGUCGCAAAGCGAGUUACGAAGUCAGUUCAAGGAGCGUACUCAACUGACCAUCUCCGAAAUUGAUGUUUUUCUUCUUCUCAUGAAAAUUGGCGAAAGAAACAUAGACAAUGAAGAUGAGAAACCAUUUCGUUUCAUGAAAGAUCUGUUUGGCGAAGAAUGUUUUACCCAUACCAUCGUGGUUUUCACUGGAAAAGAAAUACUGGAAAUUGAUGGAUACAAUAUAGACAAGUAUGUGUCCGAGCUACCAGAUGGAUGUAAAACAUCAGUAAAUUCAUGUAAAGGUGGAAUUCUUGCUAUUUCAAAUACAAGUGGAAACAUUGCCAGGGAACAAGCAGCUAAGGAUAUUAUCACGGCGGUCAACAACCUUGUACAGAAUAAUGGCAGAUUAAAUCUGCAUAAAUCUUCCUCGAAGACUAGUAAAAUGCAAAAUGUAAAAUGCUGUAUUGCGGCUUUGAGUUCCUUUGUUGCUGUUCUAACAACUGGAAAAUCAUGGUUGAGGCAGUUGCUACAUGCCUGUACACAGGUCAUUUCCACGCAAAAUACAUUUUGCAGUGGUACUUUACUUCCUAACGAAAUUAUGGGUAUAGGUUUUGAAGCUGCUGUGUAG
This is a messenger RNA of Ylistrum balloti, 843 nucleotides long. RefSeq lists its product as uncharacterized. The transcript is spliced from 2 exons. Bases 1 to 843 code for a protein of 280 amino acids. The record is from RefSeq and is a predicted model, not a curated record. Gene Ontology annotation, molecular function: GTP binding. Lineage: Eukaryota; Metazoa; Mollusca; Bivalvia; Pectinida; Pectinidae.